This is a messenger RNA of Pyrus x bretschneideri (Chinese white pear), 1621 nucleotides long. RefSeq lists its product as uncharacterized. Lineage: Eukaryota; Viridiplantae; Streptophyta; Magnoliopsida; Rosales; Rosaceae. The transcript has 5 exons. The record is from RefSeq and is a predicted model, not a curated record. The coding region runs from base 274 to 1440 and encodes 388 amino acids.
UACCCCUUACCAAACAGUAACACAAUUCCGCCGCUUCUCUCUCUCCGCUCCGCUGCGUGAAACCAAAAGCAAAACCCUCUUCUUCUUUUGUUUUUUUUUGUUUUUAACUUAUAUAUAUUUUUUUAAAAGCAAAAAUCCCCAAAAGAAAAUAAAAUGCCAACAAAUCACUCUUCGAAAUCUCUCUCGCUCUUUCUCUUUUAAUUCAUAAAAACACAAUUCGGUUCAAAAAAUUUAUAAAACCAAUUAAAAUACAAAACCGGAUUUCGCGCUCUUAUGGCAGCUGCUCCUUCGCCCUCGCCUGCACUAAGCAACUCCAGCUCCGGCGCCACUCGCCCAACCACCACCGCCGCCGCCGACGCGCCUACAGUCGCACCCUUACACCCGGUGCACCGUACCGGCACGCCGCCCAAGACCCUUCGCGGCCUUAACAAGCCUAAGUGUAAGCAGUGCGGCAAUGUCGCGCGCUCCAGGUGUCCUUACGAGUCAUGCAAGAGUUGCUGCUCAAAAGCUCAAAAUCCAUGUCAUAUUCAUGUUUUGAAAACAAAUGCAACUUUUCCAGACAAGGCACCAACUUCAAACUCUCCUCUAUUUGACCAUCAGUCAACCGAGGCAUCACCAUCAGGGAAUUCCCAUAGAGUUGCAUCAUUCCGGCAACUUUCGAACAAUUUUGCUCAAUUCAAUAAUCUGCAUAUUCCGCUUCGUUCAAAGAAGCCUUUGACCAGAAAGGAUGCUGUGGCUAUUAAUGAAUGGAGAUUUUCCAAGUUAAAGGAAUACAAGGAAAGAAACAUUGAAGUGGAAAAUGAAGCUUUCGAUCGAUACAUGCAGAACGUCACCCUAUUAGAGGAAGUGUUUUCUGUGAAAUCUAUUAUGGAGGAGUCAAUUGGGGAUGGAUCAUCCAUAUCAAACCAUGAUACUACUACUAGUGCUACGGAAGAUGAAACUGAAGGUAUGGUGUCAGGACUGAAGUUGAAGUUGAGAUCAAAUCCAAUGAGAACCAAUAACUUCCGAAAGAGGAUACAGCAAGUUGUUGAUGAGGGACUAAAGAAGCUUCAGAAACGCGAGUUUGAUGACGGGGGCAAGAAAUCAAUUGGACCAAAUGGAUUGGAUAAAGGGCCACCAAAAGAAGAAUCAUGGUGGGCUGAAAGGGCUUCUGCUUUAGGCGAUCUCAUUGAUAAGCUGAACAAAGCCCGAAACGAGGAGGAUCUGAAGGCGUGCUGGGAGUUGAAAUCUCAGCUCUUCAGUGAACACAAAUUGACUAGUAGAUCAGAAUCCGAAGAGGCUGACAUAACUAAGAAACAGACUGCGAAGAAUGAUCCAGACCCCCGAAAGGAGUGGAAUUGUUUGUUUCCUAAAGUGAUUAGCACUACCGAAAUUGAUCAAGAAACUCUGAAAACCGUGGAUGCUCACUUCUCUACCAUUGAGCAGAUAGAAGGUUUAUGAUGAAAGAGAUUUAGAGGUAAGAAUGCAGUCGAAUUUAUAGUUUGUCAAUUUUAGAGUGUCAUAGGUUUGAGAGAGGUGUCGUAGCUUAGUGUAAUUUCAUCCUUGAGUUGCUCUUCUGGUUCAGAUAUCAACAAUGUUUUUCUUUUUUCGAUUUUAUAUUUUAUUUUGACAAAUUUCUAAA